AGGAGCAGAGAGGAGGUGUCCGUGUCCCUGGAAAUGAGCUGGGUUUUGGGGCUGGGGCCCCCACUUUGUAAGUUUCCUGACAACGCAGCAAAAGAGGAACCCCCAAGGCAUGUGGUUUGUAUUGUAUGACAACCAAAGAAGGCACACUUGCCUAUGAAGACAAAUGCUUGGUGAAAGCCAGUCAUAAAGAGGAAUUUAUGGUGCGGGAAGUGUCUCUCAUGCUUCCUGUUUUUAGUCUGAAGACUCCAAGAAGCAGACCUCACAAUAGGGUGGCCAUGCAGGGAUUGAGGUGGGGACACAGCCCAGUGGCGGGAUACAAAGAGGGUGCUGACUGAUAUCCAGCUCCAAGGGAAGGAGAAAGAGUCGACGAGCUCGUAGAAAUGCGUUCGACUGAGCUGUGACCAAGAAAGGCUCGGCAGCCUUUAUUCUAGACCUCAUGCCAGGGGACAGAGAUGGGGCUCAGUCCCAAAUGACACAAACCUGGGGAGUUACAAGCCCACAGACUGCAAGGGGGUUGGCGGGUGGGAAAUCGGUCCAAGGAGACAUGGGGCGUCUGGAUUCCGGCCAACAACGUUCUGCUCAAACUGGGCCAGGCAGGCGGGAGACAGAACCGGGCCGGGGCCGAGGCCGGGGUCUGGAGGGAAAGUUGGCUUAGCGGAGCCUGAGAUGUGGAGCUGGACCUCCAGCGGAGUGUGCAGGCAGUGCUCCGGGAGCUCAGCACCCAGGCCCCAGCCCUGCAGAACAACCAAGGCAUGUGGAGAUGGUCCCUGCACAAGAAGGUCGAGCGAGAUCCUGGUAAGAGUCCGGUGCUGGUCCGAAUUCUGCUCAGAGAACUGGAAAAGGCAGAAAGCGAAGACCUCCGGCAUGUCAUCAUUCCCUUGCUGCAUACCCUACUGUACGUGCUCACUAAGGCCACCGGCAUCAGGGAGGAGCUCUACCGGAGAACCUACAACUUUUGCACGAAGCUGCUAACCCUGCCCGCCCCCUACUGCACAGUAGCCUUGGACUGCGCCAUAAGGCUGAAAACAGAGACAGCUGUCCCAGGGACGCUGUACCAAAGGCUGGUCAUUGCCGAACAGAACCUGACGAGUGAGCUGUACCCCUACCAGGAGAGAGUGUUCCUCUUCGUGGAUCCUGAGCUGGUGUCUCCCUCCGUGUGCAGCGCCCUGCUGCUGGAGAUCGAGGCGGCCCAGGCGCAGCAGACCCCAGAGGCCUGCAUGCGCCACGUGGUCUCCCACGCCCUGCAGGCCGCACUUGGGGACGCCUGCCAUGCAAGUUCCCUGCAGAGGAAGCUGAAGGCCAGCCCUCGCCACGCCCUGGAGCGCUAUUUCCACGCCGUGGUGGCAGCCGUGGAGCAGAUGGCCGGCGAACCCAACCCGAGCCGGGAGGUACACCUGGAGAGGCUAGAGGAGAUUUACUGCUCGCUGCUGGGGCCGGCGGCGGCCGCCAGGGGGAGCUGCUGCGGUGACCGCCUGCAGGACCCGCAGCCAAGCAUCCCUCUGCCCAGCCCUCACAUCACCUUCCACCUGUGGACCGAUGAGGAGCAGCUCUGGAAGGAACUGGUACUCUUCCUGCGCCCGCGAUCCCAGUUGCGCCUCAGUGCCGACUUGGAGGCCUUGGAUCUGCAGGGCCUCUGGCCAGACCGGGAGCUGGCCCGGGCGUCCAUGCUGUCCACUGACAGUGGCAUCGAGCGGGACCUCCCUGCAGGGGCCGACGAGCUGCCUGUCCCCGGCAGCCCUGAGAUGGAGCGUGCCGGGCUGCAGCGCAAAGGAGGCAUUAAGAAGCGGGUGUGGCCCCCCGACAUCUUGAUGCCUGCGUGCUGGGACGGGCCCCAGGGGCUGCACCGCAGGACGGGCAUGCCCAGUGGGGAUGGGGAGCUACUGCCCGGUGUCUCCCGGAUCCACACGGCCAGGGUGCUGGUGCUGGGGGACGACAGGAUGCUGGGGCGCCUGGCCCAGGCCUACCACAGCCUCAGCCCGCAUAGGACUCCAGCCUCCCUGCAGUCUCUCCAGACGGUGACGAACACCUUCCGGACGGCCACCAUCCAGAUCCAGAGCCAGGACCAGAGGCUCCUGACGCUGCUGCUGGACAAGGACAGUCGGCGCACAUACAGGGAUGUGGUCAGGUUCGAGGUUGCUCCCUGCCCAGAGCCGUGUUCCGGGACGCACAAGUCCAAGGCGCCGUGGCUCGGUUCACCCCGGCCGGAGGUGGAAGGGACCAAAGCCAAGCCCAAGCCCCUUCUGAUGCCCAUCAACACGUUCUCCGGCAUCGUCCAGUGAGCCCGAAGGGGCGGCAGAAGUGCUGACUCUGAGAGCCCCAGACCAAGAGGAAGGAUAUACUAUCCCGCCGGCCUCCAAACCCUCACACCAGCAGCCGGGACAAGGCCUGGCUGUCCUGGGUGGCUUCUGGCUGUGAGUAGGAGCCAGCGAGUGACCGGAGCACAGGGAGCUCGGCCGUGGCAGGUGAUGGUGCGGGGCCCACACCCAGGCCCAAAGAUGGUCCCAGCAAAGCUGCACACACACAAGCAAGACCCAGCUCUGAGCACAAAUGUCCACACGCCUUUGUUUAUUUUUAGUCCCCACCUCUCCCACUCAAGCUCCCCCCUCGCCCCUUAAAACCCAAGUGAGAGCUGCUGUUUUGUCCAGGCCCCGUGGCCUGGGGGAAAUGGGAGGCAGGGCAAAGGCACCUCCUCUCUCCUGAGUCUGUUCCUUUCCUCCCUCCAGCCACCACCCACACCCUGCGUGCCCAGGCAGGUGUCUCUCCUGGAGGAGAGGAAAAUGUCAAUAA
This is a messenger RNA of Leptonychotes weddellii (Weddell seal), 2787 nucleotides long. The record is from RefSeq and is a predicted model, not a curated record. Lineage: Eukaryota; Metazoa; Chordata; Mammalia; Carnivora; Phocidae.